GUCGAGGCGCAAUUUCAGAAACGAGUCUGUUCGGCGGGCUUAGAGCCUCAUUCGACUGUAUAUUACGGGCCUGCGCCCCGGACGCGAUCAUGUCCCCCUAGAUUUUCACAUCUUGACCUGAUCCUGCCACACAGAAUUUUCAACCCUAUUUUCCCUGCGUAAAAAUGGCUCCACGACGAGGUGGGGGUGGAGGGUAUUCCUCCGGUUCACUCAGCGACAGCUGUCCUGGUGGUUUCGACACCUGGUUUUCCCAGGCCUCAAUCGCGUUCCCUGCGCUCUACUGCGUGGUUUUCUUGGUGUUUUUCUUUCUGACAGGACGUCGAGCACGGAAGGCCAAGGCUAGUGGUCUGGCCCAAUUUCUGACAUAUCUGUCUCUCACCUUCGCUUUCGUCCACGUGGUCCUACAAAUUGUCCUCGUCGCCCUGGCGCAAUGCCGCCGCAUUGACUCCAUCAGCUACUCCGCCGGCUCGAUGGCCAGUGCCUGGAUGAAUUCGUUGAUGUAUUACUCUCUGUUCGUGCUCAUCCUCGCUCCCAUAUGCAGCCGAGUGAACAACGGAUCCCCCCCCGUCAAGAUUGUCACCACCAUGGUUCUGGCAUUGCUGGGUGUCGUUAUGAUUGUCUACCUGUCUCUCAACACCCGACUCGUUCAUGGUACAAUGGCCGGUGACUACGACGUGCAAAUCAAAUACUUCGUCCAUACCAUACGACUGGGUACAGCUUACAAUGCGGUCGAGCUGGUCGCGAUGCUCGUUGCCGCGGGGUUGAUCCUGUCUGCGAUGUCUCGCGCCCCCCAUCUGCGCGCCAAGCCCAUCUUCAUCUCCCUGGUCGCUCUUGUCCUGUCUGCCGUCGGCGUCGGCGCCAUCAACCUGGCAACUAACAUCACGAACAGCUACACCAGGACCCGGUUUUACACCGAGUCGGCUGUUGCAUCGUACAUGGCUCAGGUGUUUCUCCAAUAUUUCUUCUACUCGUGCGCGUUGCUGAGCGCAGUCUACGUAUGGUCGUCGGACCAGCUCGAUGGUGGGCGGUUCAGCGUGCCUCCUCCGCCCUCUCCUCCUCAGUAUCCUGGGGACAUGCGCCCUUUUUAAGUGCACAUCCAUUCAGGGUGUAUUUUCCUGUAUCUUUGAUUUGUUUCUCUACCUAUACCCCAUAUGCAUGUGUAAUUCUGUCCACGAUUUACGUAUCUAACUAACUAGUCCAAUAAUAUAUACACCAACAUUUACUGUAUUGUGAUCUUUGAAUCCCUAUCCCACUACACGUGCGUGAUGUACUAUCAUGUGGCGGGAAGAGAUAUACUGUCGGAACCUCAGUCAUAGCAAGCCCGGCAGAAUGGCAAUUGUCAAGGUAUCUUGGUGCAGUGGCUUUCAUAUACCAAUUGUAUCC
Aspergillus candidus is the source of this 1383-nucleotide messenger RNA. RefSeq lists its product as uncharacterized. The transcript is spliced from 3 exons. Lineage: Eukaryota; Fungi; Ascomycota; Eurotiomycetes; Eurotiales; Aspergillaceae. The record is from RefSeq and is a predicted model, not a curated record. The coding region runs from base 165 to 1088 and encodes 307 amino acids.